Molecule: messenger RNA, 4067 nt
Organism: Chinchilla lanigera (long-tailed chinchilla)
Lineage: Eukaryota; Metazoa; Chordata; Mammalia; Rodentia; Chinchillidae
Gene: Glis2
Product: GLIS family zinc finger 2
Exons: 6
Coding region: 350-1924 (524 amino acids)
Biological process (GO): regulation of transcription by RNA polymerase II; smoothened signaling pathway
Cellular component (GO): nucleus
Molecular function (GO): RNA polymerase II cis-regulatory region sequence-specific DNA binding; DNA-binding transcription factor activity, RNA polymerase II-specific
Source: RefSeq, a predicted model, not a curated record
GCAAGCACUUGCCUAGCAUCCACAGGUCCUGGGGUUUACUCCUCAGCACUGAGAGCAAGGGAGACCAAAUAUGAAAAUGAAUAUGAGCUUGGCUGCCCAAAAGAUUCAUGGAGGUAGAUGUGGAACCUAAGCAGGCAAGUGGUUUUCUCAGUAAUUCUUGCUGGCUAAGGCUAUUCAGAGCAUCUCCCUACCCUACUCCUGCCCAGUUCCUGUGUGCUUUAAUGGGUGCAGUCUGUAGAAGAGGGUCACAGUAUCACAGCACAGCCCCUGUCCUUCCCCAGGUUCCUGCUUGAAGACCAUUUGGUCACCCUCUUCUGCCUGCUGCCCCCGACACUAGCCCCUCCUCACCAUGCAUUCCUUGGACGAGCCGCUCGACCUGAAGCUGAGCAUCACCAAGCUCCGGGUGGCGAGAGAAAAGCGGGACAGGACACUGGGUGUGGUCCGGCACCGCACUCUGCACAGGGAGCUGGGCCUGGUGGAUGACAGCCCCACACCUGGCUCCCCAGGCUCCCCACCUUCAGGCUUCCUGCUGAACCCCAAGUUCCCUGAGAAGGUGGAUGGACGCUUUUCUGCAGCCCCUCUGGUGGACCUCAGCUUAUCACCGCCAUCUGGACUGGACUCCCCCAAUGGCAGCAGCUCACUGUCCCCUGAGCGCCAGGGCAAUGGGGACUUGCCUCCAAUGCCCACUGCCCCGGACUUCCAGCCACUGCGCUAUCUGGAUGGUGUCCCCAGCUCCUUUCAGUUCUUCCUACCCCUGGGCUCUGGGGGUGCCUUGCACCUGCCUGCUUCUUCUUUCCUCAACGCCCCCAAGGACAAGUGCCUCUCACCAGAGCUGCCCUUACCCAAGCAGCUGGUGUGUCGCUGGGCUAAGUGUAACCAGCUCUUCGAGCUCCUACAAGACCUGGUGGACCAUGUCAAUGACUACCACGUCAAGCCCGAGAAGGAUGCGGGGUACUGCUGCCACUGGGAGGGCUGUGCCCGCCACGGCCGUGGCUUCAAUGCCAGGUACAAGAUGCUCAUCCACAUCCGCACACACACCAAUGAGAAGCCGCACCGCUGCCCAACCUGCAACAAGAGCUUCUCCCGCCUGGAAAACCUGAAGAUCCACAACCGGUCCCACACAGGUGAGAAACCCUACAUCUGCCCCUACGAGGGCUGCAACAAGCGCUACUCCAACUCGAGUGAUCGCUUCAAGCACACUCGCACCCACUAUGUGGACAAGCCCUACUACUGCAAGAUGCCAGGCUGCCAUAAGCGCUACACGGACCCCAGUUCGCUGCGCAAGCACAUCAAAGCCCAUGGACACUUUGUGUCCCAUGAGCAGCAGGAGCUCCUACAGCUGCGCCCACCCCCCAAACCGCCACUGCCUGCCCCUGACAGUGGCCCCUACGUCAGUGGGGCCCAAAUCAUUAUUCCCAACCCUGCUGCCCUCUUUGGAGGUCCCAGUCUACCUGGCCUGCCCCUGCCCCUGGCCCCGGGUCCCCUUGACCUCAGUGCCCUGGCCUGUGGCAAUGGUGGGGGUGGUGGGGGUGGAGGGAGCAUGGGCCCUGGGCUGCCAAGCCCUGUCCUGCCCCUCAAUCUGGCCAAGAACCCGUUGCUGCCCUCCCCGUUUGGGGCUGGUGGACUGGGCUUGCCUGUGGUCUCCCUCCUCACUGGCUCCGCUGGCGGCAAGGCCGAGGGGGAGAAGGGUCAUGGGUUGGUACCUGCCCGGGCCUUGGGCAUGGAGGGCCGCAAGACUCCCCUUGAAAGGACGGAGAGCAGUCGCUCCCGGCCAAGCCCUGACGGACUCUCCCUGCUGCCGGGCACUGUGUUGGACCUGUCCACAGGCGUCAGUUCAGCAGCCAACAGCCCAGAGGCGCUAACCCCGGGCUGGGUGGUCAUCCCGCCAGGCUCUGUGCUGCUCAAACCAGCCGUGGUGAACUGAGCCCAUCUGCCCACCAGCGAUGCAGUGCAGCCAGCAACUCCAGGCCCCUGCCCAGACGAACAGAAACCCUUCUGCGAAACAGCAAUAAUGUUCAUUGCCCUGCGGCCUGCUGGUCUGUGCGCCCCAGGCAGCUGCAGCCUCAGAUGAGGGGGCAGCAGGCAUGGUGCUAGGUCAUUGCUGGCUUUCUGGCUCUCAAGUGAGGACCUGGACUUGCCAUCCAAGGAGAGCAGUGCUCUUGGGUGCUGAGGCCUCACUCACCUCUGGCCCCUUGCCCCAUAGUUUCUGUGACGCCCCCCUCUGCCCAUCCUCCCCUUCAAACCUUCCUGACUUCCUACCCUGGUGCCUCCUUUAUCUUGUGGCUGACCUGCGCAGGUCACUUUCCCUCCCAGUUCUACCCACUGGCCAGCAGAGACUGUUGCCCAAGUCCCAGCAGUGAGGCGUGUAGGGUAGCAUCUACCCUGCCUGCUAGGAUCAGGCUCCCUGGCCACUCCCUUCACCUGAGCCAUAAGGAGGAGUCCCCAGGGAUCAGAGGCCCCAACCCCGCCUAGGCUCACCUACCCCUACCCCAGCUUCUGGACCCCUUUCCCUCUAGCCCAGCCCUCUGGAGGGAGAGCAAGAUAGACGCAGGCCCAGCUAAGCCACAGGAAGACACCACAUUCCCCUCCCGCCGCCUCCCCCUACGACAAGGUGCCUCCCUGACUACUGGAGAAAGGAGGCCUGCUUGGUCAGCUGCCCCCACCCUUUGCCCAGCCUAAAUCAGCACUGACGGAAGGUUGGCCACAUUAAAAAGAGAAGGGUUAGCUGACCACUCACCUGUCCCUGCACCUGGAUCUCUUCCCUCUCUCUCUGGGCACACUGGAAGUACGGGAAGUGGGUCCGAGGGAUCCAGCCCUCUGGCCCAACCUGGGCUUCAUCUUUUUCAACAUAGCUAGACAUAGCUGAGGAAUGCCACCCUGCAGAAGCCUGCAGGGCAUGAUCCAACACUCGGAGAGGGGAGACUGCCUGGGCCACCCCAGGCUGGGAGGCAGCUCCAGGUAUGGGGGUGCCAAACCAUGGCGUUCCUGGGAGGGCCUGAAGAGAUCUGAAGAGGUUGUGGACUGAAGGCCCUGGGCUUGGGGGAGGACAGGCCACCAGGAAUGCUUGCCUGGCCCAUGUUGGGAAAGAGCUGGCUGAAGGGAGGAACCUGGCUUGUGACAGGAUUGCUUCCUUUAGUUUUUCCCAGCUGAGCUCUUUUCCUAGAGGCAGUCUCCCCUCCACUCCGAGCCAGCUUCUCUACAACUUGUGCUCCUCAGAAUAGGGUCUAGCUGUUCUGCAGGAGCUAGGAUAAGUCAAAGACGCUGGAGAUGUAUGCUCCACAGCCCCACCACCCAAUCCCAGGAACCUGGGCCCUGCAACAUACCACCACCACCACCACCACCAGGCCUCUUGCUGCUCCCUUCUCUGCCAGCAACUGGGAGCCCUGCCACUAGACCCCAGAGUGGCCAAGCUCUUCCACCUCCCUGUCUGCAGAACAAAAGAGCUGCUGGGUGGCAGUGAGGUCCUUAGUACCCCUGAAGUUACUCUGAGCAGCUCUGCUGACCCCACUCUUUGCUGGACUGCCCUUCUGCCCCAGAGGGGUCACCCUGAUCUGGCCUGCCUGGAUGCUGGGCCUCCGAACCCAGCCCUGACAGGCUCUGGCCAUGUUAGCUCUGCCCCUUGAAGGGGCUGUGAGCAAAUAGGAAGGAGCUGGUCUCCUUUCUUGGGCCCUAUCCAGGACCCAAGUACACCCCCCACCCCCAAAUCCCUGUCAAGAGUCCCAGGCCUUAAGUCUCUCGUUGGGGGAUUACGGGCUUGAGACUCAAGCCCAGGAGCAGAGGAACAGGGCACUGGAAGGUGACAUUAGCUCAGCAUGUGAUUCUGUGAUAGACCAGGCUUGGAAGGGCCGGUAAACUUUUUGUUGUUGUCAGUUUGUUGUUGCACAUUCCAGGAUAUCAGUAUUUUAACAGGUUCUAAGUGCCUUUCUAUUGUAGCUUAUGUUUUUCCUCCUCUUGGCUCCAUUGCUGUUAGCAUAGAGUUUAAAAAAAGAGAUAAGCUAAUGACUAUAACAAUAUAUUCCUCCAUGUGAGAGGAAGUUUAUAAAGAAUAAAAGUGAGUUGCGAAGAUG